Oppia nitens is the source of this 952-nucleotide messenger RNA. RefSeq names its product tRNA-uridine aminocarboxypropyltransferase 1-like. Gene Ontology annotation, molecular function: tRNA-uridine aminocarboxypropyltransferase activity. Gene Ontology annotation, biological process: tRNA modification. The record is from RefSeq and is a predicted model, not a curated record. Lineage: Eukaryota; Metazoa; Arthropoda; Arachnida; Sarcoptiformes; Oppiidae. Gene Ontology annotation, cellular component: nucleus. The transcript is spliced from 2 exons. The coding region runs from base 137 to 952 and encodes 271 amino acids.
CAUUGCUGUAAACAAUGCACUGAUUGGUUGAUAUGACAUGUGUUUUGUUUGACACAUGAGUUAUGCGAUGAUAAUAAUGUGAUAUUUAUGACACAAAUUGAUUGAUUUGAUCCCAACGGGUGAUAUCAACCACAACAUGAAUGGUCAACAACAACACCGACGAGUUCCUAACAUUCGCAACAGUAGUCUUUGGAUGAAUCGAGAAGAGGUCGACCCGAUGGGCACCCGAUUCAAGAUUGACGACACAGACUUCUUGGACGAGAUCCCGGAGCGCAACACAUGUCCUAAUUGUCAUAAAUCGCGUCGAUAUUAUUGCUAUACGUGUUACGUGCCGUUGGAUGUUAUUAAAGAGCGUCUGCCACGUGUUAAACUACCCGUCAAAGUGGAUAUCAUUAAACAUAUCCAAGAAGUGGACGGCAAGUCAACCUGUCCUCACGCGGCCAUUAUUUCGCCAGAAGAUUGUCGGAUACAUACGUUUCCAGACAUUCCUCACUGGGAUUACCAAAAAACUGUUUUAUUGUUUCCCGGACCUAAUGCACAGACAUUGAGACAACUAUUGGACAAUCAUUACAAUCAUAUCAAUGAUAAUCGGACAUCAAUAUCAUCUAUAGGUGAAAUACCAUUUGAUACAGUAGUCUUCAUUGAUAGCACAUGGCGUCAAACGAAACAGGUUUUGAAUGAUUCGCGAGUGCGGCCACUUCUGGCCAACGGAACUGUGGUAUUGUCCGAUCACGAGUCGCUAUUUUGGAGACAUCAGCGAAAUACUCCGCGAACUUAUUUAUCGACCAUUGAGGCGAUGUAUUAUUUUUUUGUUGACUUACAUCUCAUUGUUGAUGAACAUUGCGGUCGUGUCGGACCCGAUGGUCGACCACAUUAUGACUACAGAUAUGAUAAUUUGUUAUUCUUUUUCAAACACACUUAUAAUAAAUUAAGACAAAAAUAUAAUAUUUGA